Molecule: messenger RNA, 522 nt
Organism: Plasmodium inui San Antonio 1
Lineage: Eukaryota; Apicomplexa; Aconoidasida; Haemosporida; Plasmodiidae
Exons: 4
Coding region: 1-522 (173 amino acids)
Source: RefSeq, a predicted model, not a curated record
AUGUCGAAAACGACGGUCGUCUUUUACAACAUAAUUAAUGACAAAGAGGACAAAAAUUCACCAAACGUUUUUUACCUCCCCAAACCGAUAAAUUCGAUAACGUUACAUGACAUACGAAAUGGGUUUCCCUUGGUUGGCACUUACCACUUCAGAUUCAAAAUCAUCCAUAACAACACCCCUGCGUGGGUUGACAUCAGCGAAGAGUCCUCGCCAAUCCCUAGCUUGAAUUCGUGUAUCUACGCCAAGGUUUUGCGACUCAGUUGGAUGGAUCACAAGCAGGCAAAGGAAGCUCGUGGCGGGAAACUUCUUGAAGAGGGUGUGCCAAAAUUGUACAAAAAUGAGAAACAUAUCUUCGACAUGAAGGAAAACAAACCAGAUGACCAUGUGCAGAUGAGUAAGACCAAGGGGAAUAUCGACAUGCUGUUAUUUGAAAGCACUCCCAACAAGGCUAUGCACGUGGACGUCGACAAAAGGAAAGAUGACGCCAAGGACCAAAAUUACUUCGACUUGAUGUUCAACUAG